Diutina rugosa is the source of this 1662-nucleotide messenger RNA. Its product is annotated as MFS transporter. Bases 1 to 1662 code for a protein of 553 amino acids. Gene Ontology annotation, biological process: xenobiotic detoxification by transmembrane export across the plasma membrane. Gene Ontology annotation, molecular function: fluconazole transmembrane transporter activity; xenobiotic transmembrane transporter activity. The transcript has a single exon. The record is from RefSeq and is a predicted model, not a curated record. Gene Ontology annotation, cellular component: membrane. Lineage: Eukaryota; Fungi; Ascomycota; Pichiomycetes; Serinales; Debaryomycetaceae.
AUGUGGUACCAGUUUGUUCGUGACUCAUUUUUUGGCCGCUCAACGUACCAUCUCUCCAAGCAUAAAUUUUUCUCGUACCGAGAGGAAGCAUCUGACUAUGAAGUGGACAAGAAGUACCUCGUCCAAGAGUACGCUCCGUCCAAGGCUUCGGCAACUAAUGAAGCCACGGGCAAAGUCUGCGACCUGCUGGACCUGCUGAUAGCGUGUGAGAAGGAUGCCUCAACCCCUCAAUCGCUGGUGAUUUUAGUGACGUGGGAUGGGGAUGAUGACCCCGAAAAUCCUCGUAACUGGCCCGUGAAGCAAAAGGCGUUUUUCGUCGUGCAAAUUGCCUUCCUUACCAUGUCAGUGUACUUGGCCCUGGCCAUUUACACUCCCGGGGUCGACCAGAUUAUGGAAGACUUUCACGUGGGCUCCGUGGUGGCGACAUUGCCGCUUACUCUUUUCGUUAUUGGCUAUGGUAUUGGCCCAAUGUGGUUCCUGCCAAUGCUGGAAAACUCUCGCUUUGGUCGUACCCUGAUUUACAUCACCACGUUAUUCCUAUUCUUCAUCUUACAGAUUCCCACGGCUUUAGUGAAAAAUAUCGCCGGGUUGUGUAUUUUGCGGUUCCUCUCAGGGAUCUUUGCCCUGCCAGCACUUGCCACCGGUGGUGCUUCAGUGUCUGAUGUGUUACAGUUGCCGUGGAUGCCGGUGGGGCUUGCUACGUGGUCUAUGGGUGCUGUUGCUGGUCCCUCGUUGGGUCCGCUCAUUGGUUCCGCUUUAAUUGUUGCUGGUGGCUGGAGAUGGACGUUUUGGUUCAUGGCCAUUCUCCUGGGAUCAGCAUUCAUAGUGUUGACUUUUACAUUUCCCGAACUGUACGAAAAGACUCUUCUCGCCCGUAAAGCUAAACGGUUGAGAGCAAUCACCCAAAACUCCAAUAUCAAGCUGGAAGGCGAGAUUGAAAAUGAACAGCUUACCACUCGCCAGGUACUCGUGGACACUUUGUGGCGUCCGAUUGAGAUCACGUUGUUGGAACCGGUGGUGUUGGCGGUGAACUUGUACAUUUCGCUCGUGUAUGCCAUCAUGUACUUGUGGUUUGAGGCGUUCCCCAUGGUGUUCAUUCAGGUGUUUCACUUCAAACUUGUGCCGAUGGGCACCGCUUUUGUUUCAAUCAUCAUCGGGAUCAUCUUGGCGGCCAUCAUCUACGUGUUCAUCAUCUACCACCAGUUCACCAAGAAGCUAUUGGCAGGGACUAUGGUCAGUCCCGAAGUGUUUAUGCCCAUUGCCAUUGUUGGCUCAGUAUUGAUGCCCAUUGGGAUCUUUAUCUUUGGCUGGACGGCGGCCCCUGACCUCCAUUGGAUGGGUCCGAUUAUAGGCGCCGCCACUUUCGCCAUGGGGGCGUUUUUCAUUUUCCAAACUUUGUUCAACUUCUUGGGGGCGUCCUUUGCUCCUGAAUACAUCGCCCUGGUGUUCGCCUCUAAUGAUUUCGCUCGGUCUACCAUUGCUGGGGUGUUCCCAUUGUUCGCCAGACCGUUGUUUUUGAACUUGAAAACUAAACGCUUCCUUGUGGGGUGGGGUCUGUCAGUUCUCGGUUUUAUCUGUGUGGUUAUGAUUGCCAUUCCCGUGACCUUUUUGCUUAUCGGGCCGAAGUUGAGAGCUCGCUCUAAGUAUGCGGCAAAGUGGUAG